UUGGGAAGAGUAAUUAACAGUUAUUUAGAUGAAGUAAAUAUAGUUAAUUGUUGUCAUCAAAAGGUGAAGAGCUUUUGGUUUGCCGCCGAAAUUUUUGGCUCCAAUUUGAAAGGAAAAAAAAUCGUUUGUUUUGAUUUGGUUUUCACUUUUUUCUUUUCCUUUUUAAUUGUUUUUUCAUCAUUUCUUUUAAUUAGUUGAUUGUUUUUCUUUUCAAUUGAAUCUAUCGUUGAAUCUGUGGUGUGUUUAUGAUCCCUUGGAAUAAGAGUUAAUUGUGGAAUCUCAAGAAAUUGUAAUCCAUAUUAAUUUCUUGUGGUGUACUAAUAGUUUUAUCUUAAAUCGACUGCUAAUCAGAAUGGCCAGACCAUCUCUUGGUUCAGCUGCAAGUGAAAGUUUACUUGAUGUUUUAAUCCGUGUCAAUGCUAAUCAAAGGAUAAACCAUGGAACCGAUAAUGGAAUCAAUUUACAAUUAGAUCAGAUUGUUGAUAAAUUUGGACUUUAUCUGAUUGAUUUUUCCACCAACAAAUCUUGCGAUAUCAAUAGUUACAUUUACCGUCUCUGUGUUGAGGCUUGUAAAGUAUCACAAGAAAAUCCUAGACAAAUACAAGCUUUAACUCAAUCUAAAAGUAAACACUCAUUGAUCAUAUUUGAUGGUCUUAAUUGUUUCAAUUACAUUCAAUUUAAAACUCUACUACCAGAUGAUAGUAUCAUGGAUAAUAUAUCAAUAGUUCAUGAGGCUGAUCCUUUCAAUUUAUUAGUUACAAUUUAUCGCUAUUUCUCAGAACAAGCAGCUCUUAAUGUCCAUCUUAAAUUGGUCAUAAUCUAUUGUGAUGAUGUUUACAUAGCUGAUUUAAUGCAAUUUCUAAUUAGACGAAAAUUAAGUCUCCAUGUUAUCCUGAUUUCGUAUAAUGUUUCAAGUAUUUAUUCAAAAGGUUUUUACCAUGGGGAAGUUCAGACAAUUGAAUUUCUGACAAUCGAUUCAACCAGUGAAAAUAUUUGUGUCAAGAAAACAUUCAAAGGAAAAGUUAAAGCAGUAGCCAGUUUUAAUAAUCCAAUUGUCCAUCACAGGAAAACAAUCAGUAAUGUUAAACUAAUUUAAAAGAACAAGAAAGAAGGAAACAAAAUUAGAAUCAACUAAUUGUUUCAUUCCAAUAUCAUCAUAACUCCCGCCAAAGAAAAAAAAAAUGUUUCUAACAUUCAACCCUCGAAGUUGUUUAUUGUUGCUUGAUUCAAUUUAGACACUUGAAAGAUACACAAACAAUUUACCACUCAUUUCUUAAUUGUGGUAAUCACUGUACCUCAUCAAUCUAUCAGCACAAUCAAUUAAUCUCCUGAUUGACAUUAUCCACGUUGUAUAUUAACUCAUCAUUUCAUCAACCUAAAUACUAUCAAAGCAGAUCAGCUGAUUGUAUUUUGCUUUUUUCUUCAAGUUUAGACUAAGGACAUUUCAUCAUCUUUUUUCAUUCUAAUUUUUGUAAUCUUUGUUCAUUUCCUUUUCUAUCUAAUCAAUUCUUUAUUCAGUGUGACCAAUUAAGUCAAUUUGUGGAGAUCAAUUAUGUUACGAACUACAUGUUGUUUAAUUACUGGCGCUAAUCGUGGUAUUGGUCUGGAAUUUGUUAGACAGAUAAUUAAUCUUAAUCCAAAGCCAAUAAAUGUUAUUGCUACUUGUCGUAAUCCCGAUAAAGCCGAGGAAUUAAGGAAACUCAAAUCAUCUUCAACUAAUCUUCAUAUUGUUCAACUUGAUGUUAGAGAUUUUCCCAAUUACGAUAAAUUUUAUUCUCAGGUCAACUCAAUUGUCGGCUCAAAUGGAUUGGAUUUAUUGAUCAACAAUGCAGGAAUUGCACAAUUUAAAACUCUUAAUCAAGUUACUCCCACUGAUAUGUUGGAAAGCUACGAGGUUAAUACAGUCGCACCCUUGCUGCUCACGAAGACAUUUUUACCUUUACUCAAAUCAUCAGGUAAAGAUGAAGGAUCGACCAAAUUAAUUGUCAACAUGGGAACAACGGUAGCAAGUAUCGAGCAAAACAAUCAGGGCGGAAUGUACCCUUACCGUGCAAGUAAAGUGGCCUUAAACAUGAUCUCCCGAAGUGUCGCAACCGACCUGGCCAAAGAGGGAAUCCUUUGUGUCUCCAUAAACCCAGGGUGGGUCAAGACGGACAUGGGUGGGAAAAAGGCUCCAAUGGCUGUUGACCAAAGUGUCACCAAAAUGUUGAAAACUUUGUCACUCGUUGAUAAAAAUUCAAAUGGUAAAAUGAUUAACUUUGAUGGUAAAAUAAUUCCCUGGUAAACAAAUUAAAUCAUUCAUUCUUGAUGAUGAUUAUCAUAACUAUUUUGCCCUUCAUCUGGAAAUUAGUUAAUUAGUGCGUAUUAGUUUCAUCGCUUACAAUAAAUCAACUUUGUUUUUUUUUCAUUAUUGUAAAAUGAUUACACUAAUUGUUACAAUUACAAUGUUUCAAUUUAUGAUUGGUAAUCGUUUGCCUUUAAUCUCUCUUUCUGAUCUCUUGUAAUUAAAAUCGAUUCUUACCUGAAUUAACUUUUACAAUUUCCAUUUUAAUUAAAGGAAAACUUCAUCAUAGGA
This is a messenger RNA of Panonychus citri (citrus red mite), 2575 nucleotides long. RefSeq names its product C-factor-like. Bases 1553 to 2284 code for a protein of 243 amino acids. The transcript has 4 exons. NCBI's taxonomy places the organism in Eukaryota, Metazoa, Arthropoda, Arachnida, Trombidiformes, Tetranychidae. The record is from RefSeq and is a predicted model, not a curated record.